AUGGCGGCCCGAGGCGCCCUGCCUGUGCCCCAAGCCCUGCGUCGCAGGCGGGUGAGAGGUCGGCCCCUCGGCCUUCUCCGCGGCUCCGGGCCCUGCCCGGGGACCUUCGACGUGCCCCGCCGGCCGUUCCUGGAGCCAGGCCGUGGGACGCCACGGAGAGCGUUCGGCAGCUACGGGAUCCGCGCGCGGUCCCGACCUGUGCCCGGACCGCGGCUCAACCAGGUCGCGCCCACUGGCUCUGAGGGCGGGGGCGCAGUGGAGCCCCCGGCAGUGUCGCGGCGCGCUGGCCCCACGUCGCGCCUGCUGAGCCCCGCCAGCCCCGCGCCCGCCGGCCAGCGCAUGGCCCCGACGUCGCUCGGCAUGAACCCUGUUGGGCUCAGGACGUGCAGCAGGGACCGUGCGGGGUCCGGCCCGUUGCCCUUCAGCGUCAAGUCGCUGCUGCAGGCAGAGCACUGGCUGGGCGCGGAGCCCGCGGAGCCCCGGGAGGAGAGGCCGCGGGGCGCCGCGGAACCCCGGGCCUGGGUCCCGGCGGCCGCCCCCUUGUCCUCCCCACGCGCCCCCAGCCCUCCACCCUGCACCCUCAGGAAACACAAGAACAACCGCAAGCCGCGGACGCCCUUCACCACCGCGCAGCUGCUGGCGCUGGAGGGCAAGUUCCGCCAGAAGCAGUACCUGUCCAUCGCGGAGCGCGCCGAGUUCUCCAGCAGCCUGAGCCUCUCCGAGACGCAGGUCAAGAUCUGGUUUCAGAACCGCCGGGCCAAGGCCAAGCGACUGCAGGAGGCCGAGCUGGAGAAGCUGAAGCUGGCGGCCAAGCCGCUGCUGCCCUCGUUCGCCCUGCCCUUCCCGCUGGGCGUCCACCUUCACGGCUCCCCGGCCGUGUACGGCAGCGCGGCGGGCUCCCUGCCGCAGGUGCCGGGACUCCUCGCCGCGCCCGUGGCCGCCUACGGCAUGUAUUACCUGUCCUAGGGCUGCAAGGCCGUGGGCCCUGGGGGCCCGCUGGGGAGGAAGGGCACGCGCGCAGGGGGUGUAGGGGGCGGGGUGUUGUCUUCCGCCACCGGGGCCACCCCUUCCCAGGGCCGGAGACGGGUCCCCGCGGGCGAGCGGCGCCCCGGCCGGUUCCUUGCUCCUGGUGCGCAGCGGGCGUCUCGGGGUUCUCUUCUUGUCUCGUUUUUCAGGUUUUUGUUUUUGUUGUUGUUAAUACUGUGUUAAACUGGAUGCCGCAAGACUAUCUGUGGGUAUCUUACGGUUAUUUUAAAAAAAUGUUUUUAUAAAGUUAUGUUAGUGCAAACUUUCCUGAAAGACAGUGAACAUAGUUUUAUAUUGUCCUCGAAAUGGACAAAAUAGGACUUUCCAAUGUAUACAAAGCAGCCAAUAAAGUAUUCUGAGGUUUC
Molecule: messenger RNA, 1391 nt
Organism: Orcinus orca (killer whale)
Lineage: Eukaryota; Metazoa; Chordata; Mammalia; Artiodactyla; Delphinidae
Product: homeobox protein MSX-3
Exons: 5
Coding region: 1-966 (321 amino acids)
Biological process (GO): regulation of transcription by RNA polymerase II; embryonic morphogenesis
Cellular component (GO): nucleus
Molecular function (GO): DNA-binding transcription factor activity, RNA polymerase II-specific; RNA polymerase II transcription regulatory region sequence-specific DNA binding
Source: RefSeq, a predicted model, not a curated record